Messenger RNA from Zonotrichia albicollis (white-throated sparrow), 9967 nucleotides. NCBI's taxonomy places the organism in Eukaryota, Metazoa, Chordata, Aves, Passeriformes, Passerellidae. The record is from RefSeq and is a predicted model, not a curated record.
CUGCCGCUGUUGUGAUCGCGCUUUCCCCCUUGUGUUUACAGCGCCUGUGAGGGAGAGACGCUCGGAGGAAGGACCGGGAUCCCUGGGCUGCACCAGCGCGGAGAGCAGGAGCCCGGCUCAGCAGAGCUGGGAGGAUUUCACCUUGUUGCUGUUUGUUUCGGGAGAUUUUCGCUCCCCCCACCCCGGACACUGUCCAGCUGAGGGUUUGCUUCCUCACUGCGUCCACAGCCGGCCAGAGAAAGAGCGCUUUCUCUGUUAGAGGUGAUUUUUGUCGUGGUCUCCCUGCAAGGAAGGGAUCGGCACCAGCCUUCGAGGAGGGAGACAGGAUCAACUGAGGUUUUCCCUACCUCCGGCUGAACGUGAGGAGUUAAGUGACACCGGCACCGGCCUGUGGCUGACUGACUGCACAGCGAGCUGGAAUCACAGCCGGAGCUGCUCGAUUUACCUGCUCGAGGACCCUUCAAACCCUUCUAUUGACGGUAGAGAUUUGUAUUCCAAGGAAAAUCGGAUUAAUAUAAACUAUGCAGAGCUUUGCGAGGAUAUCAGGAGACUACCCUGUCUGCAUGGCUAAUCUUGAAAUUGUCUGAAAUAAAUCCUUAGCGCAAGGAAUAACGAGAUACUUUCAAUUAGUUUUUUUUUUUUUCCUUGUCGCUUUUCUCCCCCCUUCUGCGAGAAUUUUUAACACUUCCAUCGGAGGGUUUGUACAGGAGAAUGGGACACAUGCUGGAGAACUCACCACGCUCCACUAAAAUGACGGGGGUAACAGUUUCCAUCACUGUUGCGGUAUAAAAGGUUCUCUUUGGAUUGUCUGCUGGUGGCUGCUAAGAUGGAUCAGUUUCUCCGUGUUCCUGUUUGCGAUGUGCUGAAGGAUCCGGAUUUACUGAAAUACUGACGCCCAAUGAACUUACUCGCUCUCUGCUGAAAGCAUCGGAUGUGACAGUGCAGAGAAACAUGUGUUUCACAUUUCUGACUGGUUGUUUUGGUGCAAUCAAUACCUCCACAAGAAACAUUGACUUAGGUGGCGACUGUCAUAGCGGGAGGCACACGGAGCGCUGCUCCCGGCUUGCAGGCGGAGCGAGCACAAAUCAAAGAGCCCGCCGAUCCUGGCAAGUGGGGGCUUCGCUUCCCCCCAAAGCGCGGGGCACGGGCUCCCGACCCUCCUCAGAGAGCCCGGCCCGCGGGUGCGGAAUGAGCGAUGACCAAAGCGCUGCCAGGAGUGGCAGCCAGUCGGAUCGGAUGGGCAUCAGUGAGGCAAUACCGGUUGAAAGAAAGGUGGAUCGCGAAAUUAUUGCCCGAAGGAAUAGCAGGCGAGGCGGAAUGAUGAUAAAGUUAAACUUCUGUUUCAUCUUCUGUCGGGGAUGGUGGGCGUUUCUGUUGCUUCAGCUCCACAUGUUGCAAGCACUGGCACAAGGGGAUGUUGCACCAUUCUUCAAGACAGAACCAGGCUUGCCCCAGAUCCACCUGGAAGGAAACAGACUGGUCCUUACGUGCCUUGCCGAAGGCAGCUGGCCCUUGGAAUUCAAGUGGUUGCACAACGACAGUGAAAUCACCUCCUACUCCAGUGAAUACAAGUACAUCAUCCCAGCUCUGCAGAGGGCUGAUGCUGGCUUCUACCAGUGCAUCGUGAGGAACAGGAUGGGGGCACUGCUGCAGAGGAGAUCCCAAGUCCAAGUGGCAUACAUGGGAGAUUUCAUGGACACAGACCAGAGAAAAACAGUGACUGAAGGACAAGCUGCUGUUCUGAACUUCCCACACAUCCUCAGCCACCCGAGGCCCCAAGUGACUUGGUUUAGAGACGGGCACAAGAUUAUACCAAGCAGCAGAAUAGCCAUCACUCUGGAGAACCAGCUGGUGAUCCUGGGGGUGUCACUGAUGGACGCAGGAGGUUACUAUGUCCAGGCAGUCAACGAGAAGAACGGGGAGAACAAGACCAGUCCCUUCAUUCACCUCAGUGUGACCCGUGCCAGCAGCCCCUCGGACAGCGCGGCUCCCGCCAUGGUCAUCCGUCCCCACAACACCAGCGUGGUGGCGGGCAGCAGCGAGGCCACCCUGGAGUGCGUGGCCAACGCCAGACCUCUUGAGAGGCUGAGCGUGACCUGGAAGAGAAAUGGGAUCAAGAUCACCAGUGGCAUCAGCAGCUUUGGGAGACGCCUCACUAUCACCAACCCAACCUCUGCUGAUGUGGGGAUGUACUUCUGUGAAGCCAAACUCAGAGAGAGCACAGAGGAGCCAGCAAGAGCUAAAGCUUUCCUUUCUAUCUUGGAACCUCCGUAUUUCACGGCUGAACCCCAGAAUGUGAUUUUGGCUGAGGUGGAGAAGGACGUGGACAUCCUGUGCCAGGCCAUGGGUGUGCCCAUCCCCACCCUGGUGUGGUACAAGGACUCGGUGCCCCUGAGCAGGCUGGAGAACCCGCGGUACAAGGUGCUGCUGAGCGGGGGGCUGCGCAUCCACGCGCUGCGGCCGCAGGACGCCGGCAUCUUCCAGUGCUUCGCCAGCAACCAGGCUGGGGAGAUCCACACCUACACCUACCUGGAUGUCACCAACAUCAAGCCAACCUUUAUCCAGCCCCCAGAGGACACCACGGUCACUGAGGGGAUGACUGCAGUUCUGACCUGUGAGGUUUCAGGGGCUCCACGACCUGCCAUCUCCUGGAAGAAAGGAGAGCAGAUCUUAGCCAGUGGCUCAGUGCAGAUUCCUCGCUUCGUUCUCCUCGAGUCUGGAGGGCUCCAGAUAACGCCCGUGUUCCUGCAGGAUGCUGGCAAUUACACUUGCUGUGCAGCCAACUCUGAAGGAGCUCUGAAUGCUUUUGUGAUGCUGACAGUGUGGAAUCGCACUUCCAUCGUCCGCCCUCCCGAGGACAGCACGGUGAUCAAAGGAACCACGGCCACCCUGCGCUGCGAGGCCACGCACGACCCCAGAAUCUCAAUCAGGUACCUUUGGAAGAAGGACAGUGCUGUAAUAAACCCAUCCAGCAGUUCCAGGAUCACAGUGGAGAAGGAUGGGACCCUCCUGAUCAGCCAGACGUGGUCGGGGGACAUCGGGGAUUACACCUGUGAGGUCAUUUCUUCCGGAGGGAACAACUCCAGGGCAGCGCGGCUGGAAGUGAUAGAGCUGCCUCACUCCCCUCAGAACCUGGUGGCCACGCUCAACUCCUCCUACAGCCGCAGCGUGGUGCUCUCCUGGGUGCGCCCCUUCGACGGCAACAGCCCCGUGCUCUACUACGUGGUGGAGCUCUCUGAGAACAAUUCUCCCUGGAAGGUUCACCUGUCCAACCUUGACCCGAAGAUGACCGGGGUCACUGUGAGUGGCCUCACCCCAGCCAGGACCUACCAGUUCAGGGUGUGUGCGGUCAACCAGGUGGGCAAGGGGCGCUACAGCACCGAGACCAGCAGGUUGAUGCUACCUGAGGAGCCCCCCAGUGCUCCCCCUAAAAACAUUGUGGCCAGUGGGAGAACCAAUCAGUCCAUCAUGGUCCAGUGGCAGCCUCCUCCUGAGAGUGAGCACAAUGGGGUUCUUCAUGGCUACAUCCUGAGGUAUCGCCUGGCCGGCCUCCCGGGAGAGUACCAGUACAAAAACAUCACCAGUGCAGAAAUCAACUACUGCUUGGUCAAAGACCUCAUCAUUUGGACCCAGUAUGAAAUCCAGGUGGCAUCCUACAAUGGAGCUGGGCUGGGAGCCUUCAGCAGGCCCGUGACAGAGUACACACUGCAGGGAGUGCCCACAGCUCCACCUCAGAACGUGCAGGUUGAAGCUGUGAAUUCCACGACCAUCCAGUUCUUCUGGAACCCUCCACCCCAGCAGUUCAUCAACGGCAUCAACCAAGGGUACAAGCUCCUGGCGUGGCCGGUGGAUGCUCCAGAGAGUGUGACCGUGGUCACCAUCGCUCCGGAUUUCCAUGGGGUCCACAGUGGCUGCAUCACCAACCUGAAGAAAUUCACCAGCUACUACACCUCAGUGCUGUGCUUCACCACGCCAGGGGAUGGCCCUCGGAGCCCUCCCCAGCUCCUGCGCACCCUGGAGGACAAGCCAGGAGCUGUGGGACACCUGAGCUUCACUGAGAUUCUGGACACCUCACUCAAGGUCAGCUGGCAAGAACCUGUAGAGAAGAAUGGCAUCAUCACAGGGUACCAGAUCUCCUGGGAGGUGUAUGGCAGGAACGAGUCGCGCCUGGCCCGCAGCCUGUCCAACAGCACCCUGGAGUACAAGAUCACGGGGCUGUCCUCCCUCACCACCUACACCAUCGAGGUGGCGGCCGUCACCGCGCAGGGCAGCGGCUGGGUCACCUCCUCCACCAUCUCCUCUGGAGUGCCCCCAGAACUUCCAGGUGCUCCCACCAACCUGGUGAUUUCCAACAUCAGCCCUCGCUCUGCCACGCUUCAAUUCCGCCCGGGAUACGAUGGCAAAACCUCCAUCUCCAAGUGGAUAGUGGAGGGCCAGGUUGGUGUGCUGGGUGAUGAAGAAGAAUGGGUGACUCUUCAUGAGGUGGAGAAUGAACCUGAUGCUCAGAUGCUGGAGGUACCAAACCUCACUCCCUACACUCAUUACAGGUUCCGGAUGCGGCAGGUGAACGUGGUGGGCCCCAGCCCCCUGAGCCAACCCUCGAGGGUCAUCCAGACCCUGCAGGCGCCGCCGGACGUGGCCCCCGGCAGCGUCACCGUGCGCACGGCCAGCGAGACCAGCCUGUGGCUGCGAUGGGUGCCACUCCCCGACACGCAGUACAACGGGAACCCCGAGUCGGUGGGCUACAGGAUCCGGGCGUGGCGCGUGGACCUGCCCGCCCCAGCGCUGCUGAAGGUGCUGCCCGACCGCCUGGCGCGGGAGUGCACGCUGGAGGAGCUGCAGGAGUGGACGGAGUACGAGCUGCAGGUCCAGGCCUUCAACGCCAUCGGCGCCGGGCCCUGGAGCGAGGCCGUCAGAGGCCGCACGCGGGAGUCGGUUCCCUCUGCUCCUCCUGAGAAUGUCUCUGCUGAAGCUGUGAGCUCAACCCAGAUCCUGCUGACCUGGGCAGCAGUUCCUGAGUCUGAGCAGAACGGUCUCAUCCUGGGCUACAAGAUCCUUUACAAAGCAAGGGAUUUGGACGCAGAGCCCAAGAGCCAAACAGUGAGGGGGAACCACACGCAGUCAGUGCUGCUCUCAGGCCUGAGGAAGUUUGUCCUCUACGAGCUCCAGGUGCUGGCAUUCACCCGCAUUGGGGAUGGGGUCCCCAGCUCCCCAGCAGUGACUGAGAGAACCAAGGAUGAUGCCCCCGGGCCCCCCGUGAGGAUGGUGUUCCCCGAGGUGAGGCUGACGUCCGUGCGCAUCGUCUGGCAGCCGCCCGAGGAGCCCAACGGGAUCAUUCUGGGGUACCAGGUCGCCUACCGCCUGGCCAGCAGCAGCCCCAACAAGUUCACCACGGUGGAGGUUGGCUCCACAGUCCGGCAGUUCACAGCUACAGACCUGAGCCCAGAGUCAGCCUACAUCUUCAGGACAUCUGCCAAGACCAGGCAGGGCUGGGGGGAGCCUCUGGAAGCCACGGUGAUCACCACUGAGAAACGAGAGCGACCAGCACCUCCCAGGCAGGUGAUGACCCCCCAGGCUGACGUGUCCUCCCGGAGCCUGGUGCUGACCUGGGUCCCUGGCAGCGAUGGAUCAUCUCCCAUCCGAUACUUCACAGUCCAAGUGCGGGAGCUGCCACACGGGGACUGGCAAACCUACUCCUCCUCCAUCAGCCACGAGGCCACAUCCUGCCUGAUCGAAAGCUUGAACCCCUUCACCUCCUACAAGCUGCGAGUGAAGGCCACCAACGACAUCGGGGACAGCGACUUCAGCGCGGAGACAGAGGCGGUCACGACCCUGCAGGAUGUUCCAGAUGAACCACCCAGCUCUGUGUUAGUAACUCCCCACACGACUUCCUCUGUCCUUGUGCAGUGGCAGCCCCCCAGGAUGGAGAGCGUGAACGGGCUCCUGCUGGGAUAUCGCAUCUACUACCGCGAGCUGGACUACGACACCGGAGCUGGCACGGAAUCCAAAACCAUCCAGAACCCCUCAGCCCUGAGAGCAGAGCUCACACCCCAAAGCAGCUUCAAGACAGUGAACAGCAGCUCUGCAUUAACGACGUAUGAAUUAACACAAUUGAAGAAAUACAAGAGAUAUGAAGUGCUAAUGACAGCAUAUAAUGUCAUUGGUGAGAGCCCUACCAGCACACCAGUGGAAGUGUUUGUGGGUGAAGCAGCACCGGCGCUGGCCCCACAGAACAUCCAAGUCCACUCCCUUUCCGCGAGCCAGCUGGAGCUCACCUGGGACCCCCCUCCUGCCGACAGCCAGAACGGGAACAUCCAAGGCUACAAGAUUUAUUACUGGGAGAGCGACACCCUGAACGACACGGAGAAGGUGAAGGUGCUUCACCCAGUGCUCCCAGCUUCCUGGCCUUCUCUGAAAUCACCUGCACAACCCUCAACGUGUCUUGGGGCGAGCCAACAGCAGCAAAUGGAGUCCUGCAGGGUUAUCGAGUUGUCUACGAGCCUCUGGCUCCUGUCCAGGGGGUGAGCAAGGUGGUGACAGUGGACAUCAAGGGGAACUGGCAGCGCUGGCUGAAGGUGCGGGAUCUCACCAAGGGCGUCACCUAUUUAUUCCGAGUGCAAGCCCGAACCAUCGCCUAUGGACCUGAGCUGCAAGCCAACAUCACAGCUGGGCCAGCAGAAGGGUCUCCUGGCUCCCCUCAGGAAAUCCUGGUGACAAAAUCGUCUUCUGGGCUGACACUGCAAUGGACUGAGGGAGAUUCAGGAGAAAAACCCACAACUGGCUACAUUAUAGAGGCACGACCCUCAGACGAAGGACUCUGGGAUAUGUUUGUGAAGGACAUCCCUCGCAGCGCCACCUCCUACACUGUGGGCCUGGACAAGCUCAGACAAGGAGUCACCUAUGAAUUCCGGGUGGUGGCUGUCAACGAGUUUGGCUAUGGAGAGCCAAGUGUUCCUUCUGUGGCAGUCUCAGCACAAACAGAAGCCCCUUUCUAUGAGGAGUGGUGGUUUCUGCUGGUGAUGGCUCUCUCAAGCCUCAUCCUCAUCCUGCUGGUGGUGUUUGCAUUGGUCCUGCACGGCCAGAGCAAGAAGUACAAGAACUGCAAUGGAGGUAAAACCAUCUCCAAUGUGGAAGAGUCAGUCACCCUGGACAACGGAGGCUUCACUGCUCUGGAGCUCAACAGCAGACACCUGAACAUCAAGAGCACCUUCUCAAAGAAGAAUGGAACCAGGUCUCCUCCUCGGCCAAGCCCAGGGGGGCUGCACUACUCUGAUGAGGAUAUCUGCAACAAGUACAACGGGGCUGUGCUGACCGAGGGCUUGGGCCUCAAUGAGAAGCCCCUGGAGGUGUCAGAGUCAGAGGUCACUGACUCGGAUUACGAGGACGAGUUGCCCAAGCACUCCUUUGUGAACCAUUACAUGAGCGACCCCACCUACUACAACUCGUGGAAGCGGCAGCAGAAAGGGGUGAAGCAGCACCCGGCGUCCUACAGAUACGAGGAGUGCACGGCCGGCGAGGCAGAGCCCUAUUUCCAGACUGUCAUCACCACACAGAGCUCAGGAGGGGUGUACACCCCCACGGGGCAGCCCGCGCCCGGCUCCCGGACUCCAGUGACAGGAUUCUCGUCCUUUGUCUGAGCUGGGACACGGCGGGACAGCCGCAGUGACCGCGUGUGCGGGUGGCGCUGAACUCUGGGGGACCUCUCUGAUCAGGGUAGAAACGGAUGGGAACACACCUGAGGCUGGGUUGAUGGUGUUUUGGUUGGGUUUUUUGGUUUUUUGGUUGGUUUUUUUUUUUUUUUUUCCUUUCUGAAGACAAUCAACUCUAUGAAAACACGGAGCUGAACUAGCUGAAUCUUUGUUUAACAAAACAAAAAGACAAAAAAGGAAUUCUGAACAGUGAUGAUUUUAACCACUUGUGAAUAGUAGGGGUUUUUUAACCGCUUUUUGUAACACUGCUUCAGGAAGCAGCUCCCAUGCCCUUCUCCUUCCCUCUUUCUUUCUCUGCCCUCCUCCUGUCCCACUGCUCCCAAACAAGCAGGUGAAUUCCCUAGAUGCAAUGAGUGACUCUGUGAUGUGAUUUGAAGAGAAAACAUAAAACCUCCCAGGCUCCUUUUUCUUCCUUUUUCUCUACUCUUUUUUAUUUUCUUUUUCUCUUCUUUUUAAUUUUUCUCUGUCAUCAAAGUUAAGUAGUAAAACAUAGAAAAUGGUCACAUUUUUAGGUGAAAAGCAGACACCUCUCUUCUCCUCACUGCUCCACACAUUAGGAGUACUGGCUGAUCAGUGUAGGCUCAGAUGUGUCACCAUGUCUGCUCUAAGCUCACUACUGGUGUAUUUAUAUUCAAAUACUGACCUGCUUUUCUUUCUUCUUCAAAUGGGACCUGCUGCAUUCUUUAAAUAUUCCAACUCCAGGGCCUUUGAAAGAGGAGAUGGCUCAAAAGAGCACUGUAGGCAGUGGUGGGUGAAGCAAGUGGGAAGAAUUCAGAUGUAAGGUCAGUUUAUUUUUGGUGUGGCGCUAAUGCUCCUUGUGGACUGCGUGUACUACUUGAAUCAGUCAUUUUUUAAAAGUCAGAGGACACAACCCAGCAAGCCAGAGGAAUUUUUCAAUUAAAAUUGCAGUGACAACCUAGAGAGUUUACUAAUUGAUGAGGGUUUCGAUCAUCAGAGUUACCAUGCCCUGCCAACAGAAGUUGAACAUCCUUUCUCACACAGACUCUGCAGUUCUGUUUAUUAGUCUGUAAAAAAGUACAGAGUGGCAGGGUUUGUUUGAUUUUAUUUUUUUUAGUACAAAGACACACCACACAGACUGGGUGAGUUUUGGUGUCCACAGGUGCCUUUUAUUGAUUCUGCAGCUUCAUAUCUGGGAGAAGCAAAAAAGUGUCUCCAAAUAAAGCUAACCAGGUUUUUCAGGCUUUGGGGUCAUGAAUUUACCUUGUGCACAUUUACAGCCUGCUCUGUGCACUUGAACCUACAGCCUUUGGAAGGAAAAGAGGAGACUUUUAGUUUAUUUUUCAUCUUUUUGUACAGCUCACUUUGUGUUUUCUUCUUUUCUAUCCUUUUUCUGAGUCUGUCAUGUUUAGUAGCAAGUUGUUUACUCACAAGUUGUCAGGCAUUGAAAGAAUCCAAGUAGCAACAGUCCUGGGUCACCAGACUUUUUAUCAUAAGAUUUUGAAAGAUGAAUUUGGAAGUAGGAGAGUCCUUGCCACGUCAGGAUCUGGCAUUUUCUUCCAGGUGGAUAAGCCAGGAAAAUUGGUGCUUGCUUGGUCCUGUCAAGGCUCAUGUGGGCGUUGUUACCACAGAAAAUUGUCCCUGUCCUCUCAAGGGAUGUGGGACAUCUGUCGCAGGGGGAGGUGGUGUCUUCAGAGCAGGUUGUUGAAACCAGGCUGCCCAGGGGCCUGGCUGGGAGUAUCCUGGUGGCAGAACCAGAACAGGUCCAAGGGCCAGCUCAGCCUUGCUGUCACCUUUCAGUGCCUCUUGGACAGGGCAAACUAUCUCAGAACUGCUUUGACUCUUGGGCACUGCCUCCAAGCACUGCUGCUCUUGGUGCAUGCACACUCUGCAUUGCUUUGGCACUGGAUUGCUGUUCCUCUCCAAAGGUUCCAGGAAGAAAAAGUUCAAAACCAAAAACUCCAGUGGGUGUGUUUAAGGGCUUUUGAGUUUGGGAUAAUGAUCUGCAGCUCAUUAGAUGGCAAGGGACUCGCAAACACGGCUGAGCCAAAACCCUGUGAGUCAUCCCCCUCUCUGCACCUGGGUAGGAUGUGUGUGGGAUGGAGAUGGGGCUCCAAAGAGGAUGACUUGGAGUGUGCUGUGAAGAGGAAUGCAAAGCAAACAAAAAACCCACUGCCUUCUGUGCACUUUGACUGUUCUCUUAAGCCAUAUGGACUUUGCUUUAAUUACUGAACUGCCAAAAUUUGUUUUCAGUCUGUGUUUUUUGUUUCUUAGACAAAAUUAUGUACGUGACUUUCUGA